AUGGCAUCUGCUGUGAUGAAUGCAACUACGGUGGCUUUGGACUGGCUAUCGUCAUCCUUCGAUGCGCCUCUUGCCCGGGCUGUUAUUUUUGGUGUUCAUGUUGAUGGUAAGGUUCUUGCUCCGUUUCCCCCCUGCGACCUGUUCUGGGAACCUUGCCUCAAUCUGAUCCAGCUCUGUUGUCGACUCGUUGUUGAUUUGAAGGGCACCUGGUUGUGGAAGUGCUUCUCAUAGUUGUCAUACUAUUUCUUCUGUCCAGAAAGAGCUACAAGCACCCCAAGAAACCUCUCACAGAGAAGGUGCGUAUAUAUGAAUCUUUGGGCUCUUUCUUUCGGUGCUUAGCUUCCUCUGUUAGUGUAGCAACAUGGGCUGGUAUGAAUCGCUGGUAAUAUUCUCUUGAUGUUACGGGGGAGCAGGCUCGCACCUUGCUAGGAAAUCCAUGCUUUCUGGACCGCAGGGCCGUUGCAAUGGACUGGUCAACCCUAGGGACAUAUUUUUUUAAUUUUUUCCUCAGAUGGGUGCAAAUUGGGACAGAGGACAUGCUUUCCAUGCACAUGGCGGGCAAAUCCCUCGAGCAAUCUUCCUACCUUUUUACUAGCCUGUGACAGUGAUGAUGCUUUUCUUAAAUUCUCUUAUGCCAUGUCUUACUCUGAGUAGUUGGUCAACAACUCCAAGACUGGACAAAAAUUAAAAAGAAAAAUGUAUUUUUUUCUGGUUUUCAUGGGUAAACAUAUUCCCCCCUUGUUUUUGUUCCUUACAGUCCAUAAAGUUAAUGUUAUUCUCGAUGCAUAUUGCAUUUCAAUAAUUGAACAAAGGAUCAGCUGAUGCUUCGUCCAUAAUUCAUCAAAUAACUAGCUCUGAUCCACAUCUAGUGUCUCAGUAACGUUCCAUAAUCAAGUUCUUAUGAGAAGGUGGCUCCAGGAGUUGUGAUUUUUCACGUAGUCAGUGUUGGCCUCUUUUUUGCAUUUAUUUGGUUACAUCAGCUUUAAAAUCUCAAUGCUUAUGUACAGCCAUUUUUAUGAUCAUUCUUAUCCUAGUUUUUGGACAUGCUUUUUAUUCGUCGUUCUCACAUCAGUACUCUUGUUGGAACAAGGCCACCUUCUCUGAACAAAGACUUUAUUGUCAUUUUUUCAACUGCUACUGCGUUCAAGUGUUGUAGUACUAACAUCGAUUUUACCUUCAAAUCUGUCGUAAAUAUGAGGUAUGUUUCUUUUCCUCAGGAAAUUGAUGAGCUCUGCGAAGAUUGGGUCCCAGAACCUCUUCAUCCUCCUAUCACAGAAGAAAUGCUAUCUGAGCCUCCUACACUGGAAAGGUGAAGAACGAUCAGUGAUUCUUGAGUUGUCUUUUUACCUCGCCGGAAAAUUUGAAGAAGUCUUCUUGUUUAAUCUGAUUAAUGAUGAUGAAUAACCCAAAAAAAAAAGGUGCAUUUGCUCACAGUAUUUGGCAGCGUUAAGGUGCCAUGUUGUUGUUUUAAGCUUGCGUUCUCUACUGGCUUUCCUGGUGCGCGAGUCUGAUGUCGUGUUUUGAUCACGGUCUUACUGGUUUACAUCCUCCGAUGUAUGUUUUAUCUUCAUUCAAGUCUCUCUUAUGGUUUUUUUCCUCUGAAAUGAUUGAUUAUGUUUUAAAGGAGAGAUUGCUGUUGAAGGAACAAGAACAUUGUUUUCAAACUUUUUUUCAAACACGUAUAUAUCUUCUUCCGGCCAGAAAAUGGGUCAAAAUUAUGGGGUGAUCAACUUCAUAUCCUAAUGAAAGGAACAUGUUGAAUUCUGCCAUACAGAAUUCUGCCUUCUUCAAGUACACCUUCCGUGAGUUUAUGUUUGAUAGCUUCCAUGAAUUCACUCAAGAACACCCUAUUUUCGCUGGCUUUUACUCAGCACCUUAUAAGCAAGUAUUUCCCUAGUUCUUUCUUGUACACUAAUUAGCCUGGUGAUCUCAAUUUUCCUAUGUUUCUCAUUGAAGCUGUCUGACCCGAAGAUUGGAGAUCUUUACGGAUGCCUGGCACCCAUCCCCGUCUCAAUCUAAAACUAGCUUAAAGAAUUUGGCAUCAUUGAGCAUUACCUACUUUCAGAAAGUCACUUGUUAACUUCCCUGCUCAUAAUAUCCUAUUUCAUUUCAGUGCUGCGGGUACACAUACCAUGAUUGAUGGGAAGGAAGUUGUGAACUUUGCAUGCGCAAACUAUCUCGGGUUGAUUGGACACGAGAAGCUGAUUGUGAGACUAACUUCUCGUCUAUAUAUCCUACCAUUCUUUUCCGUACUUGUUCCCAUGAAAAGCGAUACUGAUACUAAUUUUUUUGGUAGAAUUCUUGUGCUAGUUCGUUAGAGAAAUAUGGUGUUGGUUCUUGCGGUCCCCGUGGUUUCUAUGGAACAAUUGGUAAUGUUCGUUUGGACUAGCUUUCGGAAAUCAGUUUUACUGUAUUUGAAUGAUAUUUCUAAAGUGGGUAUGUUUUGUUGUUUGCAGACGUGCACCUUGACUGUGAGGAAAGGAUUUCAAAGUUUCUUGGCACUUCUGAUUCAGUGCUCUAUUCGUAUGGGAUUUCUACUAUUUUCAGUGUUAUUCCAGCUUUUUGCAAGAAAGGAGACAUUAUUGUGGCGUGAGUAUACUUCUCUUCUCUCAUCAUUGCAUGAUUAUAUCGAAUUCUGCCCAGAAACUGAAGUGCCGAGAGCUCUUGUUUGACCUAAUAUGUUCAUCUAACCAUGCGUAUGAUAUUACUAAUUCAAAAUUUUACUCAACUUCUUGACAAUGCUUCUAUUAUGAUAAUCAUUUAAUAGGUUUUCGAGUAUAUAGUUUUGGGUUUCCAAUUGGAAUAUUCUCUUUAUCUACAUUCCAAAGUGGAAAGAAUGAAGAUAUUUGCUCCCUCUCUCUUCCUCUCUCUAGAUUUCGAGCAGAAAAUUUUCACCUUUUUGCGUGUAAGAAAGGCUUUUGGGCAGUUCUAGGAAAGCUUUCCAAGGGUUACAGAUUCUUUCUUAUGCGAGGAAAGAUCGGAUUUGCACGCCCAUGGCGAAUAACAAGCUUCAUUUUUCUUGUUUUCCAGUGAUGAGGGUGUCCAUUGGGGAGUUCAGAACGGUCUCUACCUGUCCAGGAGCACUGUCGUGUAUUUCAAGCACAACGACAUGGCAUCACUGGAGAGUACUCUGGAGAGAAUCACCAAGGGAAACAAGCGCGCAGAAAGGUUACGUCGCUACAUCGUGGUGGAGGCUGUGUACCAGGUAUCGUUGACCUCUCUACAUGAACUUAUUAUAAACAGUUGGUAACGAGGACCAAGGUCAAUGUGUGCAACUAGAUCUUGCGACCCCUGGUUGGAUUACAUACCCUGACAGACGACUCUAUGCGCUAGGUACGGCUCAGUGAAGUCAACACUUUGACUUCAGAAACCAGAGGGCUGCUUCGACAAUGUCAGUGCAUUUAGCUCAUCAGUCACUUUGAAAAAAAAAAAGAAAGAAACUUGGCGUUGACCCCUCUCCUGUUGAUGGGUUUAGCUGAUACCCCUAUCUGCUUCUAUUUCACCUGUUCUUUAGACGAGUUUAAUGGCUUCUAGUUAGUGAUCAUUAUCUUCAGGUUAUAACAGCAUUCCUCUCUGAGUCGCCAAUAUAUUUCUCUCUCUCUCUAUGAUUAUUUCUUCAUUCCCCUUAAGGUUCUGGAGAUGGAUCAUAGCAGGGUCUCGGAGAAGGGCAUGAGCCCUGAACCCAAAAUCCUCAGAUUUCACGAACCCAAAUAUCCUAUGAUCUUCGCUGUUGAAUGGCAGAAAUGGAGUAACUAGUCAACCUUCUCAGUACCCAUGCAUGAUUUUGACUUUGAUUAAUGAUUCCUCUUCUUUGACCGACUGCAGAACUCAGGCCAAGUGGCCCCGCUUGAUGUGAUCGUCAAACUGAAGGAGAGGUACCACUUCCGGGUCAUCCUGGACGAAAGCAACUCCUUCGGCGUCCUCGGAAGCUCUGGCAGGGGCCUUUCUGAGCACUGCGGGGUCCCCGUGAGUUCCUCCGGCGAUCGUUUGAUUUAUUAUUUUCGUCCUCGAUUAUCUCAUUAUUCAUCCAUUCAUACUUAAUUUCUGAUAAACCCAGAUCAAUAAGAUCGACAUAAUCACGUCCGGGCUGGGGGGCGCCCUGGCGACCGAUGGAGGCUUCUGUACUGGCAGCGUGAGAGUCGUCGAUCACCAGGUAAGCAGUCGUCGAUCACCAUGUACCGGCGCGGUCGAUUUCUUUGAAUCCAGGUGUCGUUGACUUUCCAUCUUCGUUGACUUUCAGCGUCUCAGUAGCUCUGGGUACGUCUUCUCCGCGUCGCUGCCCCCUUACCUGGCGAGCGCCGCCAUCUCCGCCAUUGACCACUUGGAGGAGAACCCUUCUCUCCUGGGUCAACUGAGGGAGAAUAUAUCUCUGCUGCGGAGGGGUAAGUCUCGAGGAAGGAGCACUCUAUCUAAAUCGCCUCUAGAUGUGGAAAUCACUGGUUCUGACUGUCCUUUCCCAUUGUUGCCAUAUUUGGAAAACCCAGAGCUGGAGGAUGUACCCGGGUUGACCGUCUCGAGCAGCCCGCUGUCCCCCAUGGUGUUUCUCACAUUGAAGAGGUCAACUGGCUCCCCGAAGGCCGACCAGCAGCUUCUGGAGGACAUUACCAACAGGGUAAGGCUGCGAGCCCGCCAUGUUCCCGAGCUCUGGUCAACGCUGAGGAGGGUUUAUCUGACGUCUGCUCCUCCUUCCUGCAGGCUCUGAAGGAAGACGGCGUCUUCAUCGUGACCUCCAAAAGGUCAACUCUGGACAGGUGCCGCCUACCCAUCGGCAUAAGACUUUUCGUCUCCGCCGGCCACACACACGGCGAUAUCCUGAAGGCGUCGGCGUCGCUGAAGAGGGUGGCGGCGGCGGCGCUCUCGGAGCCCAUCUGA
Spirodela intermedia is the source of this 4872-nucleotide messenger RNA. NCBI's taxonomy places the organism in Eukaryota, Viridiplantae, Streptophyta, Magnoliopsida, Alismatales, Araceae. The record is from the annotation of a GenBank genome assembly.